Cantharellus anzutake is the source of this 933-nucleotide messenger RNA. RefSeq lists its product as uncharacterized. The record is from RefSeq and is a predicted model, not a curated record. NCBI's taxonomy places the organism in Eukaryota, Fungi, Basidiomycota, Agaricomycetes, Cantharellales, Hydnaceae. The annotation marks the transcript as partial. The transcript has a single exon.
AGGACCAGAUAUGCAGGUCUAGGGUAUUUUGACGGAACAUAUGUCGUAAUCCCGUAUUGGCCUCGUUUCGUUGUCUGGGACUGCGCGAAUGAUGCUUGGUUCUCACUCGAUCUGGAUGCGGAUGUGUGUCUGAAAUCACUUUUCAUUCCCCAUGCGAUCUUAACUUUCUCCCAAAGGAUCAUUUCUUAUGGAUCUUUGACGAUGAUUUAUAUAUCCUCCGCGGGUGGAAGCUCUGCAGAUACAACAUCAUUGGUCGUUUUGGAAGCACAUCACUCCCUAUCCGACAGUGGGACUUCGAGCCCGAAUUCUUUGAUCUUGAUUUUCAAAAGGAAAGGGGAUCUAUCACCAGGGUGACUGGGUCAAGGAUGUCAGCGCCGUUUUCAUCCACUCUGCAUGCGCUGCAACUGGAGAAGGAGAGCGGAAAUCAAUUUGUACUCUUCAUCCUUGAUCUCCCUCCUAGAAAUUCAGGCCCAGUGGGAGGGUUCACAUCCCCCGUCCUUGUACGUCAAUCCUCGAUUGUCCGGGAGCACAACACGCACCAUGGUCGCCCCUCACGGCAUGCCCAACCUGGGGUCUGGCUUUUCCCUGACGACGUUCUAUUCCAUUAUGAUGUUGAUCUCCCGAAGAGGGCGGUAUUCGGACAAGCGAUAUCGAAUGAUACCCGCGUAUUCCCAAACAAGUUUGAGUUCCCUUUGAAGUAUAAGGAUCGUAACUCUUUUUGGAACCUCCCUCCGGAGCCCCUGCCCCUGUCCGUACGCGAAACUGUGUGCUUAGCUUCCGGGCUCCUUUUUACAAUUCAUGUGGGGGAAGGGACCAUUUGUUUGUUUCGAUUGAGCUAGGACUCAUGAGUAGGCAGAGGUCCUAACUCCCAAGUGUAAUCCAUGCAUGCAUGUAAUACAACUACAACUGAGGCCGACGUGGCAAAUGCCUGCU